Sciurus carolinensis (gray squirrel) is the source of this 566-nucleotide messenger RNA. RefSeq names its product SEM1 26S proteasome subunit (gene Sem1). Gene Ontology annotation, cellular component: proteasome complex; proteasome regulatory particle, lid subcomplex. The coding region runs from base 74 to 286 and encodes 70 amino acids. The transcript has a single exon. Gene Ontology annotation, biological process: proteasome assembly; double-strand break repair via homologous recombination; mRNA export from nucleus. The record is from RefSeq and is a predicted model, not a curated record. NCBI's taxonomy places the organism in Eukaryota, Metazoa, Chordata, Mammalia, Rodentia, Sciuridae.
AGCGGCAGCCGUUUAGGAGUGAGGGUUCCAACUUUCAUACCGCUUUGAGCGGUAUUUGGCUUGGAGGGUCGCGAUGUCAGAGAAAAAACAGCCGGUAGACUUGGGUCUUCUAGAGGAGGACGACGAGUUCGAGGAGUUCCCUGCCGAAGACUGGGCUGGUUUAGACGAAGAUGAGGAUGCACAUGUCUGGGAGGAUAAUUGGGAUGAUGACAAUGUAGAGGAUGACUUCUCCAAUCAGUUACGAGCUGAACUAGAGAAACAUGGUUAUAAGAUGGAGACUUCAUAGCAUCCAAAGAAGUAUUCAAGUAGCCUAAACUUGAACUGUAUACUAAAUUCUAGAACCAGAGAACCAAGGAUGGAAUACUUUAAGAAAGCAUUUAUUUCAUUAUCUGCUUGGAUUUAUUUUUGUUUUUGUAACACAAAAUAAAUGUUUUGAUCUAAUCUUGGUUUGAUUCAAACUUCUCAAUAUUUUGACUGUAGUCAUGAUUUCCCAGAACCUUAUUAUUAUACUGAGACAGUAAAAUUUCAUAUUCUGAACUUAAAAAAAAGGUUAUCCGAAAAUUAGG